GUCAUGAAAGAAAAAAAAAAAGAAUAUAAGGGCCACUGGAGAUUUUCACAUACCCUAAGCGAAUAAUAGCUUGGGCCUGGGUUUGCGCGCGCGCGCACAAUCCUCCCUCGUCCCUAUUAAAGCAUAACGCUCGUCGGCACACAGCUACACAGGUAGCUACGCUUUAAUUACACAUUUUUCUUCGCCGCUCCAAAAAGCCACCGAUGUGUAAUAGAGCUGACGGAGAGCUCUUCGUUCCCCUUCCUUCGUCUCCUCGUGGCUUGGAGCGAAGCGACGCAGCCAGCAGUGAAUCCCGGUGACGCGCCGAACGUGGACGUAGAACGGCCGACGCCUACGGCCUUUAAGUGUGCGGUUUACACAUUACAUUUACAUUAUCGAGACCCUUGGAAGUCCAGCGGCUGGAUCGUCCAACAUCCAACAUCUUUUAUUCGUUAUUCUUUUGACUCAUCUUGUAAAGUGUUCUCCCUGCGCAGUGUGUCUUAUGUUUACAUUAGUCACAAUUUGGGUCGAACGGACGAACAUCGUUACAUUUUAUCGACAAAGAGGGGGAAGCCGCGUUCCAGAUAGAGAAAUAAAACAGGGAGAAAAGAGACGUGAUGGACCGUGUGUCGUGUGAAUAGUGAAUAGCCGCAUUCACUGUGUGGCCAUCAUUUUAAAUAGUAGGACGUCUGAUAUCCGAGUUCGAUUUUCCAAUCGCGAGACAAUAUAACGCGCACGCAGAAAUUGUAAUUAAGCGCCCACACGCGUUGACAUGUGCCAAUUGAUGUAAUACGCAUUUAUAAGCAGCGAAUUUUUACGCCGCGAAAAUUUUUCAUUGAACAAAAAAUAACAAUUUUUUUCAAAUAAUCAAUCUAUAUCUGAUUAUGUUCAAUCGAGUUUAUUUCUUCCUCUUAACAUUUUACACAAGAGAAGUGCUAUGUGCCGGUGUGUUUGUGCCAAUUCGGAAAGCGUCGACUAUCAUGUGCCGGAAGUAGGCUUGGAAGUGUUCGAUGAAUUUUUCACAGAACUGCUUGUUUUUACCGAAAAAAAAUAUCUAAUCGAGGGAACGAUUGUAAGUGUCAACGUGAGUCUGUGUGAGCGAAACGGCAUGAUCCAGAAACGUUAAUUUGAAAAGUGUCAGAAACGGCGAGAUCUCGCGACACGUACACGCACACGCGAAUAUUUCAAUUAUUAGAGUGGCGGGAGCGUGUGUGCACGCUUGCUCGCGUGCAUCGCGAUCACGCAGCGUGAUAAUUACGUCGUAGCAUUCUCCGUGGGAUGAAUGAACGUGACCCGCGCAUUUUUUUCUCCCUCCUGGCUCGCGACGCAGGGAGAGAGAGGAGGAGAAGGAGGAAGAGAAGGGAGAGAGAAGGGAGAGAGAAAAGAAGAGUGAAUCGAACUCGCUCUGAUAAAAACAACCACCUAUUGUGAUAUCAGCCAACACCAAAAAGAUCGCGAGAUCGGGAAGACUCAAUCCGCGAUUCGACUUCGUCGCGCGAGGAAGCUCGAAGCGGCAACUGUCAAAACGACCGUGACGUAACGUUGCGCACGUGGAUUGCGUCGCGCUCUCAUGUCAAUCAUGACCCGAUCGAGACACUUUGUGAUUCGAGGGAGUAUCACGGCGAUCCGUGCAUCGAAAUAAUUUUCCCAUCUCUUUUCUACCGCCGAUAUAAAUGUGAAAAAUCGUAGGCUUCGAAUUUCCAGUUUUACACGACUUUAUAUGCAAAUAUUUCGUGUGUCAACGUAUUUAUCUCUGGUCUCGUCGUCGUAAAAGUGAAAGGAGCGGGUUUUACGAUAAAUAGUAACACGUGAGCGUAAUCGCAAAGAUAAGGAAGAUAAGGAAGUACGAGGUGAUGUCGAAGGCUUUGACGUGACGUAGCGGUUUCCCUCCGUGAUGCGGAGAUACGAUGUGGGAGGAUCGAACGGGCAAUAAGGUCGAGAGCAAUUGAACUCUCGACGCGUCGGUGGAUUUCGUUGUCGUCGUCGAGGGAGGACGACGGAGGGAUCGACAUCAGAUCGUUACAUCAGUCGAUCAUGGAGAGGAAAAGCGGAGGUGAGGCGCGGCCGAAGAUCGAGAUUGUGCGCGUCUCGUCCAUCGAGCGGAGCAACUUCCGGCCGCUGGACGGGGUGCAGCUGCGUGCUACGUAUAGCCACGUGCGAGUAGGCACUUACUGCCCGGAACCGGAAACGACCAGCGGAUCGACCGCCGAGAACAAGCCGCCGAUCGAGCAGACGCGACGCUUCAAGAAAAACUUGGGACCAGUAUCAAGACUGCUGAGACGUCGUCAUCACGCGACAUGCCUUGCCACCAAAUCCUGUGAUAACAUUUAUAGCGUGAAUAGAAAUAGUAAUUCUCUGGACUGGAGGGUCGGCCAGACCGCCAACGAGCAAGAUCUGCAAGCCAGACAGAGUAGCAGCCUGGACUGGAGGGUAGGAAGAUCUGUCACUUUCGGCUCCAAUCAGCUCCAUUGGAGGGACGCGACGCGAAGUGCCGAGCAGCUUUCCAGGAGCGCGCCUCUCACUUCCGAUCAUCUCCAAACGCCGAGCACGAGAUCGAAACUCGUGUCGUUAUUGAGACGACUCUCUCCGCGCCUGUCCCGACCCGGAAGCAAAGGCUCGCUGCAAUCGUCGCCGACGAUUUGUCCCUGGAUCCAGGUCGAGUACUCGGCCGAAUCGAUCGAGGGCGGCAGGCGAGAGGAGUCGCAGGAGAGCGAUGUCAGCUUUCAGCAGGAGCUGCAAUUGAACGAGCUACGGAAACGAAUGGCCGGGAUUGCCUCCACGUCCCAGGUUACGUCAAAGACCGCAGCCAAGGAUGGCAUAGCGAGACCACCGAAUCUGCCACGACCCAGGAUUCAAGUGCAGGAACCCGAAACCACCGAGUGUAAUCAUCCCAGAGCUGUGCACGAGGAUCGCGUGGACGAGGAGCGCCGAGGAGGCGAGGUGGCGGGUCUGGAGGACGUUGACGACUCCUGCGUCGCGACGGUGACGUCGUCGGUACCCGGAGCCGGCGGCAUCCGCUCACAUCGGCGCACUAGGCCGCUCUCUCUGGCCGUGCAACCCCUCAACUACCAUCGUUUGGACCCGGACUCGAGGUCGGCGAUCGGUGCCAGGCAUCACCCCAACAUGACCAGCCAGGAGAGCAUCGGGAGCUGCAGCCUGGACGUCGACCGUUCCGCGUCCGACCGAUCAGAAAACACCGUAGACUCCGUGUCGGAAAAGACGCUGCACAGUUUGAAUCUAUCAGGGUGCAACGGCGAACCGGUGUCGUCACCUGAGAAUUUGGCGAACGGCAGCAGCGAAACGUUGCAAAAGUCGCACCUCACUCCCGAUGAACAGAAGCUAAACGUCAGCAAUGUACAUCGCAGGAGCCCGGAGCCAGAGCAGGUGACAGCAGCGAAGAAACCAAGUUAUCUGGGACUGGCGUGCAGCAUAAGCGGCUACUCGGGAAUCACCAGGUACGACAGCAAACUGAGGGAAGGAUUCCGUUCGAGAGAUAGCAGUCCUGGCACAAGACUGAUCACGAGGGACACGAGUCCUGCAGGUUUCAGAUCCAACGAGAAUCUCAGCGUUCCGACGCCUCAAUAUCCGCCUAAGAGUCAGUCGAUAUCGCCGCUUGCGAUGGACAGGCAAAACGGAUUUACGAAUGGUAUGAAGGAGGAGUGUAAAGUUGAAACAUACAUGGAGAGCAGAAGCACGAUCAGUAUAUGUCAGGGUUAUUCGGAAGUCGACAAGGGAGUGUCGUUACACACGACGUUUCCUGAUCUUAGUCCUAUUAGAAUGAGUACUUCUACGACUAAACGAAGCCCCGGCUUGCCACAGAUGAUGUCCUGCGGUCAACAAAAUAAAUCCUAUGGUACAGGUUUCUCCUCUCCGAAGCAGGGCGUUGCUAAUCUUUCAGAUGCAUCAUUUAGUGAUGCUAGUAUUUUGAAUGGCUCGACGGAAGUUGAAAGUCAAGUGUUAAACACUUCAUCGAGUAGCGAAAAAUCUUUUAUUCAGCAACGAGUGGAGCGGCUCUACGGUCCAGGUGCUCUAGCACAGGGUUUCUUCUACAAACGCAGCACCACUAAACUAAACACCAGUGACAGUAAUUUCAAUAAAUCCAGUAAUAACAAUAACAUUUCGGCAGAUAAUGCAAACAUGGAACAGUCGUUGAAAAAUCUACCUGUUUUGCGACAUCUGCGUCCGGAAUUUCGGGCUCAGCUUCCCGUAGUCGGUAGUAGAAAACCCACAGAUGGAACGGAACAAGUCAUAAAACCUCUACAAAGGGUAACACCGAUAAGAAAAAUCGAGCAGAAGACUCCCACAACUAUGAAUUCACAAAAUAGCAUAACGAGAAUUCCGAUUACUAUAGAAGGUGAUGCAUUGAAGCGUGAUUCUAGUAGUAAAAGCAUACCUGAUCAACAGCCAGCGGCGCCGAAAGUAGUGUUACCUGUAUUAGAACCUAGCAGCAGUUCAACGAACAUAGCGAAACAAACUCAAGAAACGGAAAAAAUAAUCGAAGAAAAGGAUGGUCAUUACUUUAUGAAGUUAUUGAAACAAGAGACAGAUAGAUUGCUCUCAUUGGCCGCAUCCGCAGAGGCCGAAUUAGUCAGCAGUGACACCGUUGCACUUCCAGAGGAAGCAGCUGGUAAGCUACGAUCUGCUGCGGGAAAAGCCAAGUUGUUAGCUUCGCAGAAGAUGCAGCAAUUCGAAGGAUUAUGUCAAAAGAAUAUUAUUCAGGUACCGGGUGAAGAAUUUCCAACGACGAAUGAAGAUUUAGCUGGUUUUUGGGAUAUGGUAAUGUUACAGGUUGUUCAAGUAAACGAACUUUUUGAUCAGAUAGAAAAACUGAGGACGUCACAGUGGCAAGAGGUCGUGGUGGACAAGAAAGCUGCAUCAGCCUCGCAACAGAACGGUAAACGACGAGUCAUACCGGUCCACAAAGCGAAGCCGACCGCGAACAGCGAGGCAAAUAAAAAGGCGCGCGAGGCGAGAGAGCAGGCGCGACGACAAAUGAUCGAAGAGCGAAGACGAGCAAUGCGUUCCAAUGCGCAGAACACCGAUAAUUCCGUCGAGAUCUUCGCUCCUGAAACGUAACGAUGAAUCGUUGCACAUUGAAUCAGAAUUUAAACGAGCGAUACAAUCGAUCGCAUCGCGCCUCCUAGGGAAUAUUAAUAUGUAUAGACUGUCUGACUUGAAUAUAAAGAGAUAAGGAGAAGGAAGAAAAAAGGAAAAGAGAAAGAGAGAAUAAAUUUGUACGAGAAGGUAACAUCAAUUCAGCAAUCAGCUUCAACAAAAGUCAAACCUGCUUGUUAUAAUUAUUCAUAUUCAAGAUAUUAUCUUUCGCGCGCGCGUGAUUCGGAUGCGGAUUAUAUGCAUAUGAGAAAGGAGAAAGUAUUAAGCAGAUAGAUUGUGUAAUAUAUGUUGAAGUUGCAGAAAUUUUUAGUAUUAUCCAUGAAAAAAAGAGAGUAUAAAUACAUGCAAGAUAAUACAAAGAAUAGGAGUUUACGUUUCAUAAAAAUUUCUCAUUUUUCAUCGAGCUUUGACGUGUUACAUAUUAUCCCAAGCAUUUUAACGCAAUAACGCGGCACGAUAACGGUACGUCGCCUCUUGAUAAAAAUAUUUUGUAAAUGCGAAACGUGAAAUAUUUACUAUAACACUUUACUUGUAGAACUGUUUUUCUACAUUACGUAUCGCAGCGAAGGGGGGGGAGCGAACAUUAUUAACUUAUAUUUAUAAAAGGUAGUAAAUUGUUGUGUGUGUGUGGGCGUUUAAACUGGCGAUUAAAGAAGAAACAUACACACAGUUCUCACCAAUGGGAGUCAGUCGCUUUUUGAAAGUCUAGAAACUGUCUAAGUUAAGGAGAGGAAGAGAAUGGAGAAAAAUUGGCAUUGUUUUCUGAUUUUCUUGGCUAAACUGAAUUACGAUAAUUUAUAACUUUCCUUAACUUAGACAAGUAGUUUAUUAGCUGAUGUAUGUAAAUAGAAUAUUCACAUUUGCACAAGGCCGACUCUAUGCCGAGUGUUUGCCUAAUAUAAUUUUUAUCAGAUAUCAAUAAAGUUCUCUCGUUGAAAUGUCA
Camponotus floridanus (Florida carpenter ant) is the source of this 6037-nucleotide messenger RNA. RefSeq lists its product as uncharacterized. Gene Ontology annotation, cellular component: glutamatergic synapse; postsynaptic specialization. The transcript is spliced from 14 exons. The record is from RefSeq and is a predicted model, not a curated record. Gene Ontology annotation, biological process: signaling. The coding region runs from base 2014 to 5055 and encodes 1013 amino acids. Lineage: Eukaryota; Metazoa; Arthropoda; Insecta; Hymenoptera; Formicidae. Gene Ontology annotation, molecular function: molecular adaptor activity.